Molecule: messenger RNA, 1102 nt
Organism: Pseudomyrmex gracilis
Lineage: Eukaryota; Metazoa; Arthropoda; Insecta; Hymenoptera; Formicidae
Gene: Pglym78
Product: phosphoglycerate mutase 1
Exons: 3
Coding region: 96-860 (254 amino acids)
Biological process (GO): glycolytic process
Molecular function (GO): intramolecular phosphotransferase activity
Source: RefSeq, a predicted model, not a curated record
UGUAACCGCAUCGAUUUGUUCACACGAUCCGCGAAAUUGCUCGCAAAUUUGUCUGUCGUUUACUCCGGCGUUCUUCGUGCGAUUUUACAGGAAACAUGUCGAAAUACAGGAUAGUUAUGGUUCGCCACGGCGAAAGCGAAUGGAAUAAGUUGAAUCUUUUCUGCGGAUGGUACGACGCCAAUCUGUCGGACAAGGGCAAAAAUGAAGCUGUGUCGGCAGGGAAAGCUCUGAAGGAUGCAGGUUACACGUUUGAUGUGGCUCAUACGUCAGUUCUAACGAGAGCACAAGAAACCCUGAAAGCAAUUCUAAAGGAGAUCGGCCAGGAAGAUCUACCUGUUCAGAAAACAUGGCGACUGAACGAACGACACUAUGGUGGUCUUACUGGCAUGAAUAAGGCGGAGACUGCUGCCAAAUACGGUGAAGAGCAAGUGCAGAUCUGGCGUAGAUCGUUUGACGUGCCACCACCUCCAAUGGAACCGGAUCACAAGUAUUACGAAACGAUAGUGAAGGAUCCGCGUUACGCUGAUGGACCAAAACCUGACGAGUUUCCGAAAUUUGAGUCUCUCAAGUUGACCAUCGAGAGAACGUUGCCUUAUUGGAACGAGACGAUUAUUCCCCAAUUAAAGGAAGGAAAGAGAAUCAUUAUAGCUGCCCAUGGAAACAGCUUACGUGGCAUAGUGAAGCAUUUGGAUCAACUGACUAACGAUCAGAUUAUGGGGUUGAACCUGCCGACUGGCAUUCCGUUUGUGUACGAACUGGAUGAGAACUUCAAACCUGUGGUUUCUAUGAAAUUCCUGGGUGACGAAGAGACCGUUAAAGCAGCGAUGGCCGCGGUUGCCGCGCAAGGAAAGGCCAAAUAAAGAAAUUUAUUAUAAAAUGAGAAAUUUAUGCGUUGAUCUGCAUAAUUGUUAAAAAUUGCAACCCACUAAUUGCGUCAUCAUAACGUAGCUCAAUAAAGAGCAAUAGAUAUGUUCCAGAUUGAAGAAACAUUUCUUGUAAGAACAAAAAGAUGUUUACGAGUCUACAAAUACGAUGAGUAUGUAAAAAUUCACGUAGUUGUACAUUAAUAAUUAAGAAAAUAAACGAUAUUUAUUUCAAAUAA